UUUCCAUAACAUUGAUAAAAUAACAAACAUGUCAUUAAAUAAAAAAAAAAAAAAACUCCAAUUGCCUAAUCUUAUUUUCUUCGAAAGAAAAAGCCCCAACCGCCAUUAGAUCAGCCUUGAAGGACGUUAGAAGUUCGAUUUCAUUUUGAAUGGUAUCUCGUUCUACUCCUCAGUUUCUAAGAUCACAUGGCCUUCAACCGAAAAUAUCAAAAAUUUCAAUCCUCAACUCUCUUUCCUCUCUCAGAACACUCUCUUUCUACGCUUACUCUGAUCAUCCCUUCACCAGCUCCUCCUCUUCGUCUUCGUCUUCUCCUUCAUCACCUCAGUCUGUUGUCAGAACAAUCUGUGGGUUAGUCUGCGAAUCUUAUUACCAGCAUACCCAUUUGAGACAAUCACCUCCUAAGCUAAAUCUUAAUGUAAAAAUCGAAUCUUUGACCCAUGAACAGGCUACGACUAUUAUUGCUUCACUAGCCGAUGAGGCUGGUUCUAUGGUGGCAUUGAGCUUCUUUUACUGGGCAAUUGGCUUCGACAAGUUUCGUCAUUUCAUGCGGCUCUACAUAGUUUGCGUAAUGUCGUUGAUUGCUAAUGAGAAUUUGGUGAGAGCCCAUGAAGUAAUUCAGUGUAUGGUGGAGAAUUUUGCGGAGAUCGGGAGGUUUAAGGAGGCUGCUGAUAUGGUUAUUGAGUUGCAAAACCAGGGUCUUAUGCUUAGCACUCGCACUUUGAAUUCUGUGGUCGGCAUUGCUAGUCGAAUGUCUUUAGCCGAAUAUGCUGAGAACAUGUUUGAGGAAAUGCGGCAGAGAGGGGUAUCUCCCGAUUCUUGCAGUUAUAAGUCUAUGGUUGUUGGUUAUUGUAAGAUUGGUAGAAUUUUGGAGGCAGAUAGGUGGUUAAGUGAAAUGCUUGAGAGAGGCUUUGUGGUAGAUAAUGCGACAUUUACUCUGAUUAUUAGUACAUUUUGCGAAAAUGGUUUUACAAACCGAGCAGUUUGGUUUUUCGAAAGAAUUAUUAAGAUGGGCUUCAAGCCUAAUUUGAUUAAUUUUACAACUUUGAUUCAUGGUUUGUGCAAGAGGGGCAGCGUUAAACAAGCAUUUGAUAUGCUGGAGGAAAUGGUAAGGAAAGGUUGGAAACCUAAUGUGUAUACCCAUACCACAUUAAUUGAUGGGCUCUGCAAGAAGGGGUGGACUGAAAAGGCAUUUAGACUGUUCCUUAAGCUUGUCCGCAGUGACAAUUACAAGCCAAAUGUACAUACAUAUACUGCCAUGAUUAGUGGCUACUGCAAAGAGGACAAGAUGAACCGUGCAGAGAUGUUGUUGAACAAGAUGAAAGAACAGGGACUGGUUCCCAACACCAAUACAUACACUACCCUCAUUGAUGGGCAUUCUAAAGCUGGGAACUUUGAAAGAGCAUAUGAGUUGAUGGAUAUUAUGGCUACUGAGGGUUUUGCCCCAAAUAUCUAUACAUACAAUGCAGUGAUGGAUGGCCUCUGCAAGAAAGGGAGGCUUUCAGAGGCUUAUAAACUGAUAAAGAAGGGAUUUCACCAUGGAUUACAAGCUGAUAGAGUUACUUAUACAAUUCUAAUAUCUGAGCACUGCAAGAAGGGUGAUACUAAGGAAGCCCUGGUGUUUUUUAAUAAGAUGGUCAAGGUUGGUUUGCAACCUGAUAUGUAUUCUUAUACCACAUUGAUUGCCUCUUUCUGUCGGCAAAAGAAAAUGAAGGAAAGUGAAAAAUUGUUUGAAGACGCUAUAAAAAAUUGUUUAGUUCCCACAAAGGAAACUUAUACAUCCAUGAUAUGUGGGUAUUGCCGGGAUGGAAACAUAACCUUGGCCACAAAGUUUUUCCAGCGGAUGGGUGACCAUGGUUGUGUACCAGAUGGUAUUACUUAUUGUGCUCUAAUAAGUGGUCUUUGCAAAGAGAAUAAGUUAGAUGAAGCUUGCAGGUUAUAUAACAUCAUGAUAGAUAAGGGAAUGUCACCUUGUGAAGUUACCAGGUUGACAUUAGCUUAUGAAUAUUGCAAGAAUGACAAUUCCUUUACUGCAAUGGCUAUCUUGGAAAGGCUAGAAAGAAAGCAAUGGAUCCGAACUGUUAAUACCUUGGUCAGAAAGCUUUGCAAUGAGAAGAAAGUAGGUAUGGCAGCAUUGUUUUUCAAUAAAUUGGUGGACAAGGACCGUAACGUGGACCACAUAACGUUGGCUGCUUUUACGACUGCAUGUUAUGAGAGCAAUAAGUAUGCUCUUGUUUCAGACUUGACUCAAAGAGUCUCUAAAGGAAUUGGCUAGCAUCCCAUUGUAUCAAAUAUUUGCUGAAUUCAUUUGCUUUUCAGGAGCUAAAAAUUUUCCAAAUCAUGUUCAAGUUGCAGUUUUUUGGAGGAUUUAGCUCGGUUAAAUCCCUUCUUUAUAACUGAAAUGCUUGCUGACUUUUCAGCAUGCCAUGCCAAUGUUUCUUAUACUAUGCUUGAGAAGCUCCAUCGCCAUAACUCUGUUUAAUCCAUUCUUUAUAACUGAAAUGCUUGGUGACUUUUCAGCAUGCUAUGGCAAUGUUUUUAUGGUUAUGCUUGAGGAGCUCCAUUGCCAUGUACUACUGAGACUUUAUAAUGACCAACUAUGAUAAUCCCCAAAAAUCAGAGUGGUUGCUGGAAUGUUAAUGUUUGACUCAUUAUUUAUUGAUCAAUUGUUGCAAUUAAUCGUCUAAGCUGAACAUAUUUUGUUAAACAUUAUAUCAGUUUUUGGUUCUUUUAAGUUAUUAUAAUGUUUCAUGCCUCACUUGGCCAUGAUUCAUGCAUAUUCAUUCCAUA
Ziziphus jujuba (common jujube) is the source of this 2788-nucleotide messenger RNA. RefSeq names its product pentatricopeptide repeat-containing protein At4g19890. The record is from RefSeq and is a predicted model, not a curated record. Bases 150 to 2273 code for a protein of 707 amino acids. The transcript has a single exon. Gene Ontology annotation, molecular function: protein binding. Lineage: Eukaryota; Viridiplantae; Streptophyta; Magnoliopsida; Rosales; Rhamnaceae.